Messenger RNA from Dalotia coriaria, 1263 nucleotides. It is a transcript of the gene Ns2, whose product is annotated as nucleostemin 2. Lineage: Eukaryota; Metazoa; Arthropoda; Insecta; Coleoptera; Staphylinidae. The record is from RefSeq and is a predicted model, not a curated record. Gene Ontology annotation, cellular component: nucleolus. The transcript has 2 exons. The annotation marks the transcript as partial. Gene Ontology annotation, molecular function: GTP binding.
ACUCUUGCAUCUUUCUCCCAUUUAAGUGACAGGGGGCUGUUUGAAGUUUGAAUGAACAUAACCUGUAAGAAUCUUCGCAACGUAGUCGCACGUGUUUUUGGGUAGUGUUUAUUUUUUUGUUUAUCCGAGUGAAUUAAAUCACUGACAAAAUGCCAAAAGUGAGUUCUCAAUCAAAAGCGCCCCGAAAGCAGGGUUUCAACCGCUCGGGGCACUCAAUGAACCCCGAGCGGCCUACUGCUGGCUUAAAAGGGGUUGCAAACCCAAGAACCAAGGGCACAAUAAAAAGGAUUCAAAUGUACAGAAAUUUCAAAGCUAAAAGAGACAAAACCGGUAAAAUUCUCACGCCGGCGCCUUUCCAAGGAUGGAACAAGUCCGGUACUAUUGCCCGUGUUGAACCCAAUCAAAAAUGGUUUGGUAAUUCUCGCGUCAUCUCACAAAAUGCUCUACAAAAAUUCCAAACUGAACUUGGCUCAGCAAUGAAAAACCCUUUUCAACUAGUCAUGAAACCCACAACUUUACCAGUUACUCUCUUAAAUGAAAAAGCAAAGAACGCACGCGUACAUCUCUUGGACACUGAAAGUUUUGAGAGUGUUUUUGGACCGAAAAAGAGCCGGAAACGUCCGAACAUCAGUGUAUCAGGAAUGGAAGAGUUAUCACAGCUUGUCAACCAAAAACAAGAAGGAUACUCUGAUGAAAAAGAUACAAAUAUAGUUAGAGAUAAUCAGGGAGUGAAAGACCUCCCUCGCGAUUGGGUAAUGGCGGCCGGACAAUCACGACGUAUCUGGAACGAGUUAUAUAAGGUAGUAGACAGUUCUGAUGUGCUUCUACAAGUGUUAGAUGCAAGAGACCCUCUCGGUACGCGCUCUGCUCACUUAGAAAAAUACCUAAAAACAGAAAAACCACACAAACAUUUAAUUUUCAUAUUGAACAAAGUCGAUUUAGUUCCGACCUGGAUCACACAGAGAUGGUUAGCGUUGUUAAAUAAAGAAUAUCCCACUAUUGCGUUCCACGCUAGUUUAACGCAUCCUUUUGGCAAGGGAUCACUGAUCAAUCUGCUUCGGCAGUUGGGUAAAUUACAUAUUGACAAGAAACAGAUUUCAGUAGGUUUUAUUGGUUACCCGAAUGUUGGUAAAUCGUCAGUGAUUAAUACACUGCGCAGUAAAAAAGUUUGCAAAGUGGCGCCGAUUGCGGGCGAGACGAAAGUUUGGCAGUAUAUAACUUUGAUGCGACGAAUCUAUUUGAUAGAUUGCCCCGGGGUAGUUU